Messenger RNA from Arabidopsis arenosa, 3894 nucleotides. Lineage: Eukaryota; Viridiplantae; Streptophyta; Magnoliopsida; Brassicales; Brassicaceae. The record is from the annotation of a GenBank genome assembly.
CUUACUCACAAACAUUUUUACCGUUGCUGGUCGCUCGCUAUAUACCGUUGAUGAUGGUGAUGAGGUUUGAUUUCAAAGCUCAUGAAACGCAUCAAUGUCGAUCUCCGUCUUCUCCAUUUUCCGGAAUUCAGAAAAUUUCAAACUCGAAAAGUAACUUCUUCCGUACCCAAACUGGAACUUGAUCAAAAAAAUUCACCAAAGGAGAUAGCUUUCAUGCUUGGUCAGGUACUUGACACUUACCCAGAUCUCAAAACGCUUAGAACAGUCCACUCCAGAAUCAUUUCAGAAGAUCUACGCUACAAUUCUUCUCUAGGCGUUAAACUUAUGAGAGCUUAUGCUUCUCUAAAAGAUGUGGCAUCAGCACGCAAGGUGUUCGACGAAAUUCCUGAGAGAAACGUAAUUAUCAUUAAUGUUAUGAUUAGAAGCUAUGUGAAUAAUGGGUUUUAUCGUGAAGGUAUUCAAGUGUUUGGGACGAUGUGUGGUUGUCAUGUUAGACCUGAUCAUUACACUUUCCCGUGUGUUCUAAAAGCGUGUUCUUGCUCUGGGAAUAUUGUCAUUGGGAAGAAAAUUCAUGGUUCUGCUACAAAAGUUGGGCUCUCUUCGACUUUGUUUGUUGGGAACGGUUUAGUUUCUAUGUAUGGAAAGUGUGGAUUUUUAUCUGAAGCAAGGCUUGUACUUGACGAGAUGUCUAGGAGAGAUGUGGUCUCUUGGAACUCAUUAGUUGCUGGGUAUGCGCAAAAUCAGAGAUUUGAUGAUGCUUUGGAAGUUUGUAGGGAAAUGGAAUCUGUGAAGAUAAGCCAUGAUGCUGGCACGAUGGCUAGUCUGUUACCAGCAGUGAGUAACACAACAAUUGAAAACGUUAUGUAUGUUAAAGAUAUGUUUUUAAAAAUGGGGAAAAGGAGUUUGGUUUCAUGGAAUGUGAUGAUCGGUGUGUAUAUGAAAAAUACGAUGCCUGUUGAAGCCGUGGAGUUGUAUUCCCGAAUGGAGGCUGAUGGGUUCGAACCUGAUGCAGUUUCAAUCACAAGUGUAUUACCUGCUUGUGGAGAUACAUCUGCUCUGUCUCUUGGUAAGAAAAUCCAUGGAUACAUUGAGAGGAAGAAGCUGAUACCUAAUCUGUUGUUAGAGAACGCACUGAUCGAUAUGUAUGCGAAAUGCGGAUGUUUAGACAGAGCGAGAGAUGUGUUUGAGAACAUGAAGUCACGUGAUGUUGUGUCUUGGACAGCUAUGAUUUCAGCUUAUGGAUUCAGCGGAAGAGGCUGUGACGCAGUGGCACUGUUUUCGAAAAUGCAAGAUUCGGGUCUCGUCCCUGAUUCAAUUGCGUUUGUCACAACGCUCGCUGCUUGUAGCCAUGCGGGAUUACUAGAAGAAGGUAGGAGUUGUUUCAAACUCAUGACAGAUCAUUACAAGCUCAGUCCUAGGUUAGAGCAUUUGGCUUGUAUGGUAGAUCUUCUUGGCCGAGCCGGAAAAGUGAAAGAAGCUUACAAAUUCAUACAAGAAAUGUCAAUGGAACCAAACGAGAGAGUUUGGGGAGCGCUAUUAGGAGCUUGCAGGGUGCAUUCUGAUACAGACAUUGGUCUACUAGCAGCUGAUAAACUUUUCCAGUUAGCACCCGAGCAAUCGGGUUACUACGUAUUGCUUUCUAACAUAUAUGCAAAGGCUGGAAGAUGGGAAGAAGUGACUAACAUCAGAAACAUAAUGAAGAGCAAAGGGUUAAAGAAGAAUCCCGGAGCAAGCAAUGUUGAGGUGAACAGAAUAAUUCAUACAUUCUUAGUAGGCGACAGGUCACACCCGCAAUCCAAUGAGAUUUACAGAGAGCUGGAUGUUCUAGUAAAGAAAAUGAAAGAGUUAGGUUAUGUUCCUGAUUCAGAAUCAGCGCUUCACGAUGUAGAAGAAGAAGAUAAAGAGACGCAUUUAGCUGUUCACAGUGAGAAAUUAGCCAUAGUGUUUGCCCUGAUGAACACAAAGGAAGAAGACAAUACUGAUGCCAUAAGAAUAACGAAGAAUCUUAGGAUUUGUGGAGAUUGUCAUGUUGCAGCUAAGCUUAUCUCACAGAUAACUUCUCGAGAGAUAAUCAUCAGAGACACUAAUAGAUUUCACGUGUUUCGGUUUGGUGUUUGCUCUUGUGCUUCUGAGCUCAGAGAUAGAGAGAGCGAGAGGUUAGAGAUAAUAGUAGUUUUACCGAUGAUUGAGUCGGUUAUGGCCAUCCGUCUUUCCACCGGAUUUUGCUCGUCGACGGCGUUACUCCAGUAUCGUAGUGCACCGAGCUCGGAGGAGGGAGGAAACUGCUUCCAUUAUGCGUCCCGCCGCGUUUUUCAGCCCCAACGUCUCAAUCAUAUUGAUGGGAGUGGGUUUCUGAAGUACAACAGUGACUAUUUAACAAGAAAACACAUGAGGAAGAAUCGAACGCAAGCCACAGCCGAGUACGUAGAUUCUGCUUCAGAUCCAGGAAAGCAAACUGGGAAGUCAAGGUAUCAUCCUUCAGAAGAAAUAAGAGCCUCUUUGCCACAGAAUGCCGGAGAUUCCAGGCUUUCACCUGCAGAAACUACUAGAACCAUCAUUGAGGUGAACAAUAAAGGAACCCUGAUGCUUACAGGUUCAAUUGGUGAUGGAGUUCAUGAGAAUAUUCUCUGGCCAGAUAUACCUUACAUAACAGAUCAGAAUGGAAAUUUGUACUUUCAAGUAAAAGAGGAUGAGGACGUCAUGCAGUCCGUUACUUCUGAAAAUAAUUAUGUGCAAGUUAUAGUUGGUUUUGAUACGAUGGAGAUGAUCAAGGAAAUGGAGCUGAUGGGUCUUUCUGAUAGUGACUUUGAAACUGAAGAUGAUGAAAGUGGAGAGGAUGACAGUGAGGAUACAGGAGAAGACGAAGAUGAGGAGGAAUGGGUUGCUGUUCUAGAGGAUGAAGACGACGAUGAUGAUGAGGAUGAUCAUGAUGAUGAUGAUGAUGAUGAUUCUGAUUCCGAUGAAUCGCUGGGAGACUGGGCAAAUUUGGAAACAAUGAGGAGUUGUCAUCCCAUGUUUUUUGCAAAGAGAAUGACUGAGGUUGCUUCAAAUGAUCCUGUUGAUUGGAUGGAUCAGCCGUCUGCUGGCCUUGCUAUCCAGGGACUUCUGAGUCAUAUCUUAGUGGAAGAUUAUUCAGAUAUCCAAAAGAAACUUGCUGAUAGCAAUUCUACAAGUACGAACAGAAACAAGGAUGCAGAAAACUUAGAAGAAAAGCUUGCAGACAUCAGUAAGGCUGGUGGUGAAGAAUCUGACGUAGAUUCGUCGCAGGGUGAAAAAGAAAGAACUGUGGUGGCAUUUUACAAGCUGGAGAUGAUUAGAAUUCAGCUUAUUACAGCACAAGGGGAUCAGACUGAAGUUGAGGUGGAAGAUGUCAGAAAAGCACAACCUGAUGCUAUUGCUCAUGCAUCAGCUGAAAUCAUAAGCCGUUUAGAAGAAUCUGGUGAUAAACUAACUGAAGCCCUCAAGUCUCUGUGUUGGAGACAUAACAGUAUUCAAGCAGAGGAAGUGAAGCUGAUUGGGAUAGAUUCCUUAGGUUUUGACCUCAGGCUUUGCGCAGGAGCAAAGAUUGAGUCAUUGCGGUUUGCAUUCUCGACAAGGGCAACAUCAGAAGAAAACGCAGAGGGACAAAUUAGAGAACUAUUAUUCCCGACAACGAACAAGGCGACGCAACCGAAACCGAAACCGAAAUGAACAAGUCAGAAGGAAUGUUGAUGCUGUAGUAAUUUUCUGUGAAGCUGGGCAGAGACAACAGUUACAUGAACCAAAUACCAAACUGCCAAUGCGUAUGUUUAUGGGACAAAUAUGAACAAGUUCUUGGAGAUCUUAGCAAAAGAGUAAGAUCUGUGACUUCAAGCAAUUUUUCAAUUGAUUUUUGAACGCUGUAAUUUCGUGUUG